Molecule: messenger RNA, 321 nt
Organism: Parascedosporium putredinis
Lineage: Eukaryota; Fungi; Ascomycota; Sordariomycetes; Microascales; Microascaceae
Source: the annotation of a GenBank genome assembly
AUGCUCGAGAACCCUAGCACCGUUCAGCUUGACCACCGAAUCCUCGCAACCACCACUUGCUUCUCCGUUCUCUCCCUUUUCGCCUACGCCCGCAGCGGCCGCGUAGCCGCUGCCCUCCCCGCCAACGUCAGGAAGGGCGUGCACGGUCUCCUUCAUGUUACCCUUGCGCAAGCUGGCGCCCUCGCUCUCCUCACGACCGCCCUCAUCCUCGGCCAGAGGCUACGCAUCCCCAAGUCUCUCUUGGCCACUCUUAACAAGAGGGUUCAGGCCGCUGCCAAAUCCUCGGCCGCCUCUACUGCUUCCAAGACUGCUACUCGCUAA